Austrofundulus limnaeus is the source of this 2757-nucleotide messenger RNA. It is a transcript of the gene mpped2a, whose product is annotated as metallophosphoesterase domain containing 2a. The transcript has 7 exons. NCBI's taxonomy places the organism in Eukaryota, Metazoa, Chordata, Actinopteri, Cyprinodontiformes, Rivulidae. Bases 419 to 1288 code for a protein of 289 amino acids. The record is from RefSeq and is a predicted model, not a curated record. Gene Ontology annotation, molecular function: hydrolase activity.
GUUUUUCUUUCCACAGGAGCCAGCCGAGAGGUCCCGCCGGGUCGAAGGUUCUGCCCUGCCCGCGCAGAUUACCGCAACACCCCGGACUUCCCACGAUUCACCCCGCUCUGCCGCUGCUGCUGUCGCCGCAUGGAUCCGAGUCCCUCCGCCGCCGCCGCUGCUUCUGCCUCCACCGCGUAGAAGAAGAGGGCGACCCCGACCUGACGCUCUUUCCCCGACCAGAUACCCCCGCAGGAAAAAAAAAAAAAACAUACAAAACGAAGACUGCAGCGUGUCGUGGUGGAAUCGGUGGGCUGGGAAACUGCUGCUGCUGGGAGAACUCCUGGGCUUUCCUGAGCGGCUCUGAAGGAUGACCGCCGCACGGCUCGCUGCUGAAUCCCGGUGAACAAACGGCGUCUCAUGUCCAAACGGCGGAAGGAUGGCUCAUGGCAAAGUGACCAUCACGGUGGACGAGUACAGCUCCAACCCCACGCAGGCCUUCACACAUUACAACAUCAACCAGAGCCGCUUCCAACCUCCACACGUCCACAUGGUGGACCCCAUACCUUAUGACACUCCCAAGCCGGCAGGACACACCAGGUUUGUGUGUGUUUCUGACACACACUCGCGUACAGAUGGCAUCCAGAUGCCCUACGGAGACGUCCUGCUCCACAUGGGGGACUUCACCGAGCUCGGCCUACCGUCUGAGGUUAAGAAGUUUAACGACUGGCUGGGUGGUCUGCCGUACGAGUUCAAGGUGGUGAUCGCUGGAAACCACGAGUUGACCUUUGAUAAGGACUUUAUGGCGGAGCUGGUCAAGCAGGAUUACUACAGAUUCCCGUCGGUCUCCAAACUCAAACCUGAGGACUUUGACAACGUCCAGUCACUCCUCACAAACUGCGUGUACCUGCAGGACUCGGACGUCACCAUAAAGGGAUUCCGGAUAUACGGCGCGCCAUGGACUCCGUGGUUUAACGGCUGGGGGUUCAACCUGCCUCGGGGUCAGUCUCUGCUGGAUAAAUGGAACCUCGUCCCCGAGGGCAUCGACAUCCUGAUGACCCAUGGACCUCCGCUCGGUUUCAGAGACUGGGUUCCUAAAGAACUGCAGCGGGUCGGCUGUGUGGAGCUGCUGAACACGGUCCAGAAGAGGGUCCGACCCAAACUUCACGCCUUCGGAGGCAUUCAUGAAGGUUACGGGAUCAUGACGGACGGCUACACGACGUUCAUCAACGCGUCGACCUGCACCGUCAGUUUCCAGCCCACCAACCCCCCCAUCGUGUUCGACCUGCCCAACCCCUCCAGCUCCUGAGACCACAACACCGGGGUCGGGGUCGCCAACGGAUAAACUACGUAUUUUCUAUAAAUAUUUCAAGUUAUAAAAAAACGGAAGAAAAAAAAGAUAAGUGUUUCUUUGCAAAUUUUUUGCUCUUCUCCAGUCUGUUGUUGAGAUGGAGAAGUUGUACGGCGGGGGGUGGGCGGGACGGGCAGGUUGUCGGGGAGCUUGAAAGGAGAGUAUUGGUGUUUUCUUGUUUUGUUUUCUAAAGCGUGCCAACAGUUCAGGUCACCUGCUCAGAUCCUCUCUCAGCCAGCAGAGGCUGGAGAAACCAGGAGCCRCUCAGUGUGAAACAACGUGGAGAAGGUGAGGUAAUCCACGAAGAAACCUGCUUUCAUCCACGUUUCGCUGAGCGACGGUAAACGUUUUAAUGUCAGCGGCUCUUCAUCUCACACUCCUGUCAGCUGCAGGACGAGCUAAUCCUUUAAAAAAACACAAUGCCUUAGUGCAAAACGCCAGACAAAAGCAUCUGAAACUUGUUGACCACUUCCUGUCACUGACUCACACCAGUAUUCUCCUUCUCUCUGAGAUUUUGUGGUUAAACAAUCUUGCUCUUGAUAAAUAUUGGUCAGAACUGUAAAAUAAUUGAAGCUUUGUGAAUUUGUACAAUUGCUUUACGUUUGGUUUGGCCAGACAAUGGACGAUAUGUUAUGUUUUAUUUUCUGAUUUCUCGUCAGUUCUUUAAUUUUUUAUUUUUGUUGUUCUUUUUGGCUGACAGGGACGCUGCCUUAAACUAGCUUUAAUGUUCUCAGCUAGAGCCCCUCUCUCUGCAAGCUCAGAGGAAAGUCCUUAUUUAUUACCCRUCAUCCCCGCAGAAACAACACCUGACCAACGCAGGGACAGAAAGCUUUCAGUUACAGCCAGAUUUGACUCUUUCUAUCACCCCCUUCUGGAACUCUCAUCUAAUUUGGAAAUGUGUAUAAAAAUAUAUAAAUUAUAUAUUCAUCUUAUGAAACACCUGUACUAAAAGUUAUUUGACAAAAGAAAAAAAGGUGGAUUUUUUUUCUUGUAUCUUCAAUGCUCUCAUCAAAAGUUUUUUUUUUUUUUUGUAACAUUUCUUAAAUGUAGAAAUUUAUUUUGAAGGAGAGGAAAGUUUGUCGAUCACAAUCCAACAGGUGUUGAUUGUUGCCAACACACCUGCCUAAACAUGGUUAAGAUGUCCUUUAAAGUGUAAAUCUGAUAGUAUUUGUGUUUUAUUGCUUUUUUUUUCUAAUUUUGCACUGUGUGUAAAUGCAAUCUUGCUAGCACAAAAAAAAGUUGCCAAUAGUUGUCUCAACUCGUCUUCAAACAGCUGUAAAUGCUCUUUUUGUGCUCUGUUCCUCUCUCGCUCUUUUUCUCUGAUUGUAUCCCUCUUCAUGGAAAUGUUAGUUCUCUCUUUCAGUUUAUUGUGAUAUAUUUAGCUGCCUUUAUAUGCAAAUAAAAUUGCAAGAUUUUUACAUAUUAAA